UCACCGAAACUCAGUCUAUCGUCGCUUGAGUAAAGCCGAGUAUAUAUAUGUUUACUAUCGUUUUACCACCGUUCAUUGUGACUGACAGUUUGCUCACUUCAAGUGCAGAAUUUUUGUGAUUUGUUAAACAGGAUUAAGCCUAGGAUAGUUCAGAGAAGCUUAAAGUUCGAACAACCCUUCAUCAUAACCGACAACAAUGACAUUAUGAAAUGUGAAAUAAACUGAAGUGUCUCUGGGAAGUUCUAAAUAUGGAAUUGGGACUAGUGUGUUUUGUCUUCCUUCUGGGUUCAGUUUUAGGAGUUCUUGAAGGUCCUAAUAUAUGCACACGGCAAGAGGAAUACACAACAACAGUUAGGGUAUCAGAAAAACAACCGUACCAAGUCAGGGAAUUCACGUGGUGUCUGAAUUUUCCGCCAAGAUGCUCGAAGUAUAAAAUCAAGUUCAAGACUGUAUACAGAGAGCAGACUCUGGUCAAGACCAGACCUGUCGAAGAUUGCUGUAAAGGUUAUGCCAAGGACAGCACCGAAACCCAUUGCAAACCUAUCUGUUCCAGAGAUUGCAUUCAUGGCACUUGUGCAGCCCCUGACAAAUGUGUUUGCGAGACUGGCUAUGGAGGACCUUACUGUGAUAUUUCAUGCCCUAAAGGUCUGUGGGGAAGAGAGUGCCAGAACAGAUGCGAGUGUCAAAACAACUCCACUUGUGAUCCUUUCGACGGCAAAUGCAUCUGCGCAAGGGGAUGGAUAGGAGAAAAGUGCGAAAAGCAAUGCGACAACAAAACUUUUGGAUUAGACUGUCAAGAGGUCUGUCGCUGCACCAAUGGCAACUGUGAUCCUGUGUCAGGGGAAUGCCAUUGUUUCUCUGGAUGGGAAGGACCAUUAUGUGACGACUUCUGUCAAAUCGGCAAACAUGGUCCUGAGUGCAAGUCGAACUGCAACUGUCAGAAUGAAGGUGUAUGUGAUCCAGAAACAGGGGAAUGUUAUUGUAAACCAGGCUGGACAGGCAUAGUUUGUGCCAAUAAAUGCCCUUCAGGUUUCUACGGGGACAAUUGCAAGAAAAUCUGCGAUUGCAACAAUGGUGCCUCAUGCCAUCACAUCACUGGAAAGUGUGAAUGCCUGCCAGGUUUUACUGGUGACAGGUGUCUGGACAUAUGCCCUGAGAACAGUUUUGGAUUCAACUGUACUGAAACCUGCCAAUGCCAAAACGGAGCCAAAUGUUCAAGGUCAGAUGGCGAAUGUACUUGCUCUCCAGGUUUCAAAGGUCGCUUCUGCGAACAAAGAAACUGUUCAGACGGUUUCUGGGGCAGGCACUGCGAAAAGUCCUGCGAAUGCGUCAAGGAAAACACAGAUAUGUGUCAUCCCUGGUCUGGAAAAUGCGAUUGCAAGGCUGGUUGGAACAGUAAAGACUGCUCGAGGCCUUGUCCCCUUCUCACCUUCGGUAAAGGUUGCGAGGGACAGUGUAAAUGCCAAAACAACGGCCAAUGUUCUCCUGUGAAUGGAACUUGUAUAUGUGCACCUGGUUUUACUGGUGAAAACUGCGAGGAGACUUGCCCAGUUGGCAGUUUUGGAGAGGACUGUGCUCAAAAAUGUGAUUGUAAAAAUGAGGCUACCUGUUCAGCCGAAACAGGUCAAUGCAUUUGCACACCAGGAUGGCAAGGACAACAGUGUGACAGGCCUUGCAGCAAUGACUCAUAUGGUACUCAAUGUAGUAAAAAAUGUGUUUGUAAAAAUGGAGCAUCUUGUAACCCCCAGAAUGGGAACUGUACGUGUAGUGCUGGUUUUACCGGAGAGUUCUGUGAGCACCAAUGUCCUUCUAGAUUUUUCGGACAUAACUGUGAACAGAUUUGUCACUGUGAUGAAGAACACAGUUUAGGAUGUGACUCUGUUACUGGAAAAUGCAUGUGCAAACCUAACUGGAAAGGGGUGACCUGCGAAAGUCAGUGUCCUCUAGGAAAAUAUGGAUUGAACUGUGAUCAGGAUUGCAACUGCAAAAACAACAGUUCCUGCGACCCUGAGACUGGUGCCUGUCUUUGUGCAGCUGGCUGGCAAGGGAACGAUUGCGAUCAACCUUGUGAUUAUGGAUAUUAUGGCUUGGGCUGCAAGCAGAAAUGCCCGGAAACAAGCAGUAACAAAACUUGUGAUCACAUCACCGGAGAGUUUGUAUGUCCAGCAGGCUUCAUCGGAUUGACUUGUGAACAUCCGUGUCCUAUUGGUACAUACGGAAAGAAUUGCCAGAAGAAUUGCUCUUGCAGAAAUGGAGGUGAUUGUCAUCAUGUCACAGGAUACUGCCAGUGUCUUCCAGGAUGGAUGGGUGAAAAUUGUACAGUCCCUUGUGAACCUGGCCGAUUUGGCAUGGGUUGCAGCCAACAUUGUAAGUGUCUUAAUGGCGGAGAAUGCAGAAGGAACGAUGGAGUAUGUAGAUGUAAGCCAGGCUGGACUGGAACUCAAUGUACUGAAAUAUGCCCAGAAGGCUACUACGGAGAUCAUUGCAUGACGCCUUGUGAGUGUAAAAACGACAACUUCAUCUGCCAUGCGGCCAAGGGUUGCGUAUGUCGACAUGGCUUUGGUGGUGUCAACUGCGACGAGCCCCUGGUCUUGGGGAGAAUCGUCACAACUCCAAACGAAGGUUUGGGCUAUGGAGGCGUUGUUGCAGGUAUCAGCAUAGCCCUCAUCCUGGUAUCCAUCAUAGUCUUGGUGAUUUUGUAUUACAAGAGACGUGUUGAAAAUCUGAAGACGGAAAUUGCGCAUGUUCAGUACAUUGCUGAUCCACCAGAACGUAAUAACUUCGACAACCCUGUGUAUACCUAUCAAGGUGGUGGUAAAAGAGACAAUGAACAUCUGUUGAAUAACACUAAUUGCAUGAUCCGUAAUAACCUAAAUAGGCCUUCAAACACCUUAUUGGAAAGGGCAAGACUGGCACAGAUGGGAGCCGCUUCCUGUUCUAGUACUGUGGCUUAUAAUGUAGAAGAUGAACUGCGUUCCCUGAAGAACAAAGAUGCAGAUGCAACAAAUCCUAAUAUUUACCAUUCCCUUGAUAAAUUAGAUGACCACGUUUACGAUGAGAUUAAACAGAAAGAUAUGAAAGACAUAGAGCUUGAGUAUGACCAUUUAGACUACACCAGACCUGUCAGUACAAUAAAACCGCACUACCAAAAGAUGCCAAGCCCAUUCGGUUCCAAAGAUCCAAUCAAAGAAGAAGAAAAACCAGAGACUGAUUCCGUUUGAUUCGAUGUAAUCAUGUCUGAAAGAGUUAUUUAAUUUAUUAGUGGUAGUAUUCGAAUGUGUGUUGGAAAUUAUUUUUAUAAAUAAUCGUUUUUAUAAAUUUGUACAAACACUCGGAAAGUAGUCUCGAAAGACUCAAAAUUCUAACAAAUCGCAAUGUGAUAUAGUGUUUCAGAUUUAGGGAAAAUAAUCUAAACCUUCCUGGGUAUAUCGGUUGUCUGUGAAUAUUCAUGUGCUCAAAUCAAGGAUGAUAUCAUAUCCUUAAAAUGUGCAAUUUGGAUAAAAUAAUAGAAAUCUUAUUCUUUAUUAUCAUUAUAAUUUUGAGAGUGAAAUCAAUCGCUUCCAAACUGAUUUGUUCAUUAUUGUAUUUCAAUUAACAAAUAUAUUUGUAAUUUUCAAUAUCGACCAAAAUUGUUAUUUUUAUUCUAAUAGAAUUUUUUGUAUGUGUGGUGUAAAUUGCAAUAUUUAUUGAAGCAAUAAGUAAUCGACAAAACCCUGUGUUAGUCCUAGAUUUUUUGAAUUCUCUUUGUAUACAUUCAAUUAACGUGGUAAAAACGUAUUAAUUUAAGUUACAUUCUUAAGAUUUGAUGCUCCAGUAGUAUUAAUUUUUGAUUGUAUAUAAAACAAAUUUUUAUAUAUGAAAUAUUCUGUGAUAAGUUUGUGUCGAACUGAAUAAAGAAUGAUCAAUCAUA
This is a messenger RNA of Harmonia axyridis, 3910 nucleotides long. It is a transcript of the gene drpr, whose product is annotated as protein draper. The transcript has 17 exons. The record is from RefSeq and is a predicted model, not a curated record. Gene Ontology annotation, cellular component: membrane. The coding region runs from base 249 to 3221 and encodes 990 amino acids. Lineage: Eukaryota; Metazoa; Arthropoda; Insecta; Coleoptera; Coccinellidae. Gene Ontology annotation, molecular function: scavenger receptor activity; protein binding.